AUGUUCAAAGCUUUAUCAGCUCUUCGAUCCUUUUGUCUCAUCCUGGACAGCAGUUGGUUCUGCGAGGAAGCCGAGAAAGUACCGGUCUUUUCGGAGCCUCUGGCUGGACUGGAGAUUGAUCAUCGUCGACGUGAUCGAACAAGUCAACAGCAAGGGGAAGACAUGGGUCUCUCCUCAUCUUCGCCCUAUCCGUCAGUUGCAAUGGCCGCGGAGAUCGUUCCAUCAGCGUCGAGACCCAUGACGAGUCAAAUGGCAAUGAAUCACCGCGUCGAUGCAGGACUUGGGCUCUGA
Penicillium diatomitis is the source of this 291-nucleotide messenger RNA. RefSeq lists its product as uncharacterized. Lineage: Eukaryota; Fungi; Ascomycota; Eurotiomycetes; Eurotiales; Aspergillaceae. The record is from RefSeq and is a predicted model, not a curated record. Bases 1 to 291 code for a protein of 96 amino acids. The transcript has a single exon.